UUGAGUUGUAUAUGACGUUCGAGACUAUCGAUACCAGGCACGGAAAAAAACAUCAUUCCCUUAUUUACGCCAUAAAAAUCUGCUGGCUUGUGAACUCAAUAAAGCUGUCACGAAGAGCAAUCCGUAGCAUUGUUGCUGAAGUCUUUGAAGUGAAUAGAACUACAUGUGUCGCGUCUCGUCUUUAUUAAUUAAAUAAACUCAAAUUAAUUCAAUUAAGAACGAGUUGUUUUGGAUUAUAACGUAAAAUAAAAACGCUUACGUUUUGCAUUUGAACAGAAAAAAUUCUCUUAUUUCGUAAGAGUAAUAAAGAUUAUAUUAACGUUGUGAUUUUUCAGUUCUGAUUUAAACAGUGGAAGCAAAGAUGGAAGAAAGACAUAUCGACGAUGUUCAAACGUCGACAAUAGACGAACAUUUAGAAUUAUUGUUGAAAGAUGAUAGUAUAAUCAAUCCAAAUCUCACCGAUGCAACACCCAAUGGCCUUCCAAGUUGGUAUGAUGAAAAAUUAUUUAAAGAAGCUCAAAAUUAUUAUAAGCAAAACAUGAUAUCAAUGGUACUAGCUAGCUUUGCCGGACUUCUUGCAAUAAUAGCAGUCCCAGAAACAUUAAGGGUGCUCAGAUACACACGAAGAAGCAGUACGCCUUGUGUAACUUUCAGCAGAUAUACUCAAACUCUUCUGCAUAUUUAUAAGCUGUAUACAUGUGAUCCAAAUGACCCGGAUUCUGACCUAUAUAAGACAAUAAAUGUAAUUCACCGGAAACAUAAGACGAGUAGUAGGAGAUCAGAGAAUGCUGAUGUCGGUGGAAUUUAUCAACGAGACAUGGCAAUUACGCAAUUUGCUUUCAUGGGUUACGUAUUAAUAGCUCCGAAAUCUAUCGGCUUGUGCAUUAAGAAGGAAGAAGAAGAAGCAUUUAAUCAUUUUUGGCGUGUGAUAGGUCACAUGUUGGAAAUUCCCGAUCGAUUAAAUCUAUGUCGCAAGACCGCAAAAGAAACUCGCGAAUUGUGUGAAAAGGUAUCCGAUGUUUUGGCAGCAUAUUUGAAUAAUGCUCCAUCCGAAUUCUAUCACAUAGCAUCAGCCAUAUUAGAUGGAUUGUGGUAUAUUGAUAUAACUUUAGACAAACAUGCUUUUCUAAAAUUUACCUAUCAGCUGCAUGGUAUAGAAUAUAAUCGGCCGCUUGGGUGGUACAGUCAAUUAAAUGCUAAAUAUCGCGCUUUGAUAUUUUACCUUUGUCUUAUACCAUAUGUCGGAGCAAUAGUAAAACUUUAUUACAAAUACGUACUUCUAUUUACAUUGUGGCUUGUGAAGAAAUGGCCCGUAUUAGCAUGGUUAUCACUCGGGAAAAAAAAUUCACAUAUCAUAUUAUAUUAAAAAUACGAUCGUAUAAUUCGUAUAUACAUAUAUAUAAUUUUACUUAUAUACAUUACUCUCUUUUUUUCUUUUUAUAUAGGUAUAGUGCUUACAUAUAACUAUUGUGCUAUGUUUAACGACUUAUACUGUAAUGGCCGUGAAUCAUUCGAUGAUUUCAUUUUUCAUUUGAAAAAUUUGCAUACAGUACUUUACUACGCGCGAAAUUUUUUAUAUUAUUAAAAUCUUGUCAGACAUAUUACUAGAAGAAAAGAUGAUAAUUUAGAUGAUAAAACAACUUACUUUUAUCAUCUAAGUUUGUUUUAAACGCUUUAUCUUAAUUUCGAAAGUGAAAAUUCAAACCAUUUUUUUUUUGUAAAAAUGCUAUUGAUUUUGAAAUACUCGACUAUAAACUCAUAAGACAUUUAUUUUGAAUCUUUUUUUAAUAUUAAUUUGUUUUUUGAUGCAUUAUUUAUAAAUACAUACUUAUUUAUUUUUUUAUAAUAAUUUUAUAACGCCGUUCGAUAUACCAUAUGACUAAGCAAGUGAUAGUAUUUUAUAUUAGAAUAUGUAUAAUUUAUAAAUAAUUUGAAAUAAAAAUAAACUUUUACACCAUUCUCCAA
Molecule: messenger RNA, 1965 nt
Organism: Wasmannia auropunctata (little fire ant)
Lineage: Eukaryota; Metazoa; Arthropoda; Insecta; Hymenoptera; Formicidae
Exons: 8
Coding region: 362-1366 (334 amino acids)
Molecular function (GO): oxidoreductase activity
Source: RefSeq, a predicted model, not a curated record